CACACGCUACCGCAUGCAUCUUUAGACGCAAUGUAGAGGGUCGCGGUCCUGGCUGUAAAUAGAGCAAUAUCCGGAACUGAACAGCGGACUGCACCAUUGCUUUUUAGGAUAUUUCAUUUAUCGUGGAAAGUGUCUUAAGAGUAACCAAAACAGAAACAUAGCUAAAUAGCCAGUUUAUUAGGAGCUAACAGCCCCAGGAAGACAUAAACGAACUGCAGCCAUAUUUAGCGUCUUCAAGACAUUUUAUCAAGUGCAUCGGAACAAUGUCACUUUACCCGUCGUUAGAGGACAUGAAGGUGGAUAAAUUCAUGCAGGCCCAGAGUGCUUAUGCGGCAAGCCCAUCAAAGCCAGCUGCACUGCCAGAGGCAUCCAAUCUCACUUCUGUUGAGGAGAGCAAUGGCCUUUACCCCAAACUGUACCCAGAGCUGACAGAGUUUAUGGGUCUGAACCUCACUGAGGAAGCUGUGCGCCAGGCUUUCUCAGUGGUGCCUGUGGAGGACUACUCUGGGCAAGUUGCUACAAGGUCAUCUGCUCUGAGUUACAUGACUGCCCCAAUUACGGGGAAUGACUGUGGAGUCCGCAGAGCUGAAAUCAAGCAGGGAGUGAGAGAGGUGAUCUUGUGCAAAGACAACGAGGGGAAGAUUGGAUUGCGCUUGAAAUCUGUGGAUAAUGGUGUGUUUGUCCAGCUGGUGCAGGCAAACACAGCCGCUGCCCUCGGAGGCCUUCGCUUUGGGGACCAGGUGCUUCAGAUCAAUGGAGAAAACUGUGCAGGAUGGAGCACAGACAAAGCCCAUAAGGUGCUGAAGAACGCACCUGCUGAGAGGAUAGCAUUUGUGGUGCGGGAUAGGCCAUUCGAGCGCACAGUCACUCUGCACAAAGACGCCAACGGACAGCUGGGCUUCAUUUUCAAGAAGGGAAAGAUAACCUUCAUCGUUAAGGACAGCUCUGCUGCCCGAAAUGGACUGCUCACUGAUCACCAUAUUUGUGAAGUGAAUGGACAGAAUGUUAUUGGCCUCAAGGAUCCCCAGAUUUCUGACAUUCUGAAUUCUGCUGGAAAUGUAAUCACAGUAACUGUCAUGCCUACGGUAAUCUUUGAGCACAUGAUGAAAAAGAUGUCCUCCAGCAUUGUGAAGAGCCUGAUGGACCACUCAAUCCCAGAAGUAUAAAGUUCAGUGUGAUGUGUUGCAGCCAUACUAUAAGGAACCUUUUUGCUGGGAUUUUACUAGUCCCUGCUUCUCCACUGCUUUCUGCCCUGAGACAGCCCACAAAUCCUGUCUGUAUCCCGUACAUGAGUAUUUGCCUCAUUUAAGAAGUGUUCUACAGCUACUGAGUGAAAAUCUGUUUAAUGUGCAUUGUGCACAUGGAUGCGCACAAACAAGUUCAACUACUCCUUUCUUCAACAGAUCGAUCUUGUCCGUUAAAAAUAUCCAGUAUUUCAUUACAUACGUUUCAGUUGCUGUCUGCAUAAAUCAAGUUGCUCGUUAGGACAGGAUGGUUUAAUGAUGUUGUUUUACACAGAGGGUAAUUUUAACCUUUGUCUGCAUUUAUUUAAUUACUUAUUCAUUCAUUUAUUCAUGCCUUUAUUCAUGAUCUGUCUACUUUUGCCUUUUGUUUAAUAAACCCAUUCUAGGGAACUGCUUUGUUAUUUCAUCAUUAAUGCGUGUAAAGAGGUAAUAAAUGCCUUGCUACAUAUAGCUUUAGGUUGAGUAAUUUACAGCAAGCUUUAUGCCAUAGCUUUCAAAUGUUGAAUUAGUAAAUUAUGUUAUUUCAGUGCUUGUGUAGAAAUGCACAACAGUAAUUUCAAAUUUUCUCUGAAAGCCAUAAAAGCAACAACAAACAACAAAAAAACAAGUUUUGUGGUUGAUGUACUUUUAUACCUAAGAGAUAGUGCAUUGAUCCCCUGGCAAAAUAGGGUUUGUAGUUUCAAAUAGAUGAAUACUUCCGAUGAUGAUUUUAGCACACACUCUUAUGCAAUGCCUUAUAAGUGUGCAUCAUCUGUGAAUGUCACACUCAUUCCACAGUUUGCCAACACUUUUAUUGUGCUGAAAUUCUAUUUAAAAGUGACUACUUACCGCACAUGGAGUAUGGUUUUAAAGUUGGUGCUAUAUUUGACCGGGGGUAAUUUGGAAAUUACAGUAGUAAUUGAGUAUUUACCACUACCAACUUUCCAUAUAUAAAAAUCAUAGAGCAUGCAACAAAAAAUAACAGAAGUCCAUAUGUCUCAUUCAUUUCACCCAAUUAUGAUUUUCAAAGCAUGUAUCCAAUUAGCAAAACUGAAUCAGUGUAAUGUAUAAUGUGUGAACAUUAAUAA
This is a messenger RNA of Megalops cyprinoides (Indo-Pacific tarpon), 2311 nucleotides long. RefSeq names its product syndecan binding protein (syntenin). Gene Ontology annotation, cellular component: cytoplasm; plasma membrane. Lineage: Eukaryota; Metazoa; Chordata; Actinopteri; Elopiformes; Megalopidae. Gene Ontology annotation, molecular function: protein binding. The record is from RefSeq and is a predicted model, not a curated record. The transcript is spliced from 9 exons. Bases 264 to 1166 code for a protein of 300 amino acids.